AUGCGACGUCGUGUUCUUACUACUUCUUGUAAUACUACCCCUGAAGUUCCUCGACUUGUUCUUCUUAUUGACUCUCACUUUAUGCAGAUGCACCCAUUGAAAUACAAUGGCAAGGAUUUGAUAAAGAGCAAACAUGCAAUUGUUUCCGAUUUUAGUAUGGAAGGUCAUGCUUGUUGCCGGCAGCUUUGGAGGAGGUACCCUCGGCAGUCAUACCUCGGCUGGGAGACGGACCGGCAUCGGCCGCUUCGGCAUGCGCCGAUUCAGCGUUCAUCUGACGACGAUGCUCGUUGA
Messenger RNA from Prunus armeniaca (apricot), 291 nucleotides. Lineage: Eukaryota; Viridiplantae; Streptophyta; Magnoliopsida; Rosales; Rosaceae. The record is from the annotation of a GenBank genome assembly.